Molecule: messenger RNA, 1626 nt
Organism: Arctia plantaginis
Lineage: Eukaryota; Metazoa; Arthropoda; Insecta; Lepidoptera; Erebidae
Source: the annotation of a GenBank genome assembly
AUGGGAAUGUGGUCGCGUUUAUUAAUUAAACGGAGCUAUGGCAAAGCCGCUGUAAAUGCAGCCGCCAUGUUGAUUCUGCGCGCUCUUCUUCUGGCAGCAGUAUCGACCGCUCACAUACACAAUGCGGUGGAAACAGAAAUGUUCGCGAUACCAAUCAGUCCUAACUUGUUCAACUGGACGUAUCAAGAAUUCGAUCAACAAUAUCGCUUCCAUGCCUCACUCCUCGGCAAGCCAGAACUACCAUCUUGGUUGCGAUAUAUAUACAGUGGAAGACACCACUCCGGAUUCAUCUUUGGCACUCCGCCUAGAGGUAGUGCUGGACCCAUCACGUUGGAAGUCAUAGGUCUGAACCGACAAGACUUCGAGACGCGACGGGUUCUCCUUAGACUGGACGUUCGAACUAAGGAGAAGAUGGCCCGACACGAGGUGGAACUCAAAAUUGACAACUUAAACGUCGAAGAUCUGCUUGAUGAACACAAAAUGACCCGUUUGAAAGACAUCUUACGGACCAAAUUGUGGAUUGAGAGCAACGAAGACCUGUAUGCCACGUUCCUGGCCUCAGCCAUCGAUCUCGGAGCACGGCUACCCCUCAAGCCCAGUGAUGGCGAAGGGCUGGUCGUUCGUCUUGGUAGUUCGAUGCCUUUCUCAGCAGAACUAAAACGUUUGCGAGAAGAGGUCAGACCUCUCUCUCGUUUGCCUAGCUGUCCUCGUGAGUACAAACGCACUACUGUGGAGAGGCUCUUCAGGGACGCUGGUUUGACUCUCGACUGGUGCAGCUUUGAGUUGUACAACACAGUUUACAAAGAACGAACAACCCUCCAUCUAGAAUACCUCACCGAAUUACCCAACACCAGCAAGAACGCGAAGUCUUUCAAAGCCUUAGACACACGUGACGCUUGGUCAGCCCCGAGCAGACAGGCAUUACCUUCACGUAGCUAUGGGAAAGUGUUGACAGCGGCUGUCUUAGUCCCUGUGACAUUGAUGUUUCUGUCUGUCACUGCGCUGACAGCUGUCAUUUGUGCGUUGCAGGCUGUAAGAGAUCCUGAAUCUGAAAACUUUUUGAACAAUAUAUUUCACAUUUGUAUAGACUAUAGAAACAGGAGGGCUCACAAGUCAAAAGUAGAAAUGUGUCGUUACGGCACUGGCAACACCGAACAGACUCAGGUUGCUGACAACGCUAGCAACAAGAGUAUUGGUGUCAGUCCUAACAAUAGCCUCGUAAGGCCAUACAGUCCAAAGUCAACAACCAACUUGGCGAGCAACUACAACAGGCCGCAACCCCCUCCAUAUAUGGGUUCAGCGACCAACUCUCUCCAUCAUCGAAAAUCUGCCGAUAGAACACCAUCUAGUAGUGGAGAUACUCCUGAACAUCGCACACAUCUAUUAGAAGAAUCGUUAAAACUUCUUAAUGAAGCCAAACUCUCAAGUGAAUUUGACAAUAUUCCUUUAAAAGAUCCAAUCAUUGAUCUCAAUGAUGGAACUGAAGAUUAUGUACCUAUAAAAUCAGAUCCGAGCGCAUAUAUCUCGAAGAAACCAGAUCAAACUGGUUACUUAACAAUGAAGCCAGAUUUGGAUGAUAUUAGCGUUCCAGAUUUGGCAAAGUUCAGGAUUACAGGGCCUAUUUGA